AUGGACGUCGCCAUGGACGAAGCUGCCAAUGUCGAUAGGACUGAACCGGCAUCGUCCUUGGAAGAUGUGGCCAUGGAUGUGAUUCGGGUGCUCAUGGACGAGCACAGCGGAAGCCACGCGUUGCAAGAUGCCUUGGAUGUGCUGCAGAGAUUACCAUUCAUCGUUCGCCAUGUGGUGGAUGCAUGGCGCACGUCGCCGUGCCCAUCGCGAAAUGGUGCGAAGAUUCUGCUUCAAGUGGCACAAGACGAACUCUUCCAGGAUGUGGCCGACUCGUUGGACGUGGCGCAUGUGAUCCCAUUCCUCCGGGGGUCCGAGUUGCCCCAUGGGACCAAAAUCGCGCUUGUCACGGCGCUCGCGUGUCGCCAGCCAGUGCAGGAAUGGUUCGACGAAGCGUAUGGGAUUCUUCAAGCCGAUUUCCCCAUGCAUCCAUCGACCCUCAUGCAGAUGACCACGCUAAGUCGAUGCCUCGAAAUGCACAAGCACCCCAUGUCCACCACCCACGACACGCGACUCGGGCACCUCGUGCAGACAGCGGCAUCAUCAUCAUUGUCCACUUCCAGUGCAGCCGCAUGGUCGCCUGCUAUUCCCGCGUCCGCCUUGUCCGCUUCAUUGGCCAUCCUAGCCCGAUGGGAGAAGCUCCAUGCCGUGGUGUGGAGGUUGUGUGUGUCUAAACCAUUCCAAAUCCUGACCGCGAGCUCGGUCGUCUUCUUUAGCGACGUCAUUUCGCUGUUGUGGGACGCCGCUGGCUCGUUGUCCCUCGUGCCCGACAUCGCGUCCAUCAGCCGCCGCAUGGUCGUGGAGGUCGCGGCGGUCGCCGCCUUCUCGCCGCUCGCGUGCGCCCAGGCCAUUCACGCUGCAUGUGUCGCUCCUUCUCGACCCUCAAAGUCCACUCGGCUGAGUUUGCAUCGCUGUCGUCCUGCCACGUGGAUCCUCGAUGUCGUGCGCGACUGCUUCCACCUAGCUCCUCCUCAGGAAGACAACGUGAUGGCGUGGAUGGGCCUUGUCGCAGAUAUCUCCAUGCUCUUGUUCCCAACAGACCACACGUUGACAGCCGCUCGAUCUCUGUGGGAUGUGUGUUUGGUUGAAUGCAGUAGGCGGUGCCACGUACUCCUGGCCCUGGCCUCCCACGUCGACUCUAUGCCACCCUCGUCUCCACACUACACGCACUUACGCGCUUACGUUGUCGACACUUUUGCGUCCAUCCUCAAACCACCAUCUACUAUCACCACCACCACCUCAUUCAACCUCCCGAGUAGCCACGAGAAGGCCAUGGAACGACGGCGGCGGCGGCAACUUGGCUGGACCAUUCCAAACGAUGCCAUGGGUAUCUUCAUGGCGAGUAUCACCAGCGUGCACAUGUGGGCCGACGUGUUUGCCAUUUGCGUGGCGGACGAUUCAUGUCAAAGCUACUGGGUGCACGCGCUGGCGUCGGAGCGAUCGGCAUUGAAGCAGCUGGUCACGGACGUGCUGCUGCUUUGGAUCACAUUGGGCACAACCCGCGGGUUCCAUCUCGCCGUGUGCGUGUCGAGUGACUUGCAAUCGAUUGAAAGCGCAACCGCGCAGGACUUUAGCGACUUCCUCAUCCAGUUCGACCGCCUCGAGCUGCUCGUGUCCUACUUGGGCGACCCAGUGGCGGCGCAGUCGCUGCCUCCCCGCCGCCGGGUAUUCGUCCUCCACGUGGUGGACUUGUGCCUCGUGCACGCCGACCCGGACACGACCGCGCACUUGAUGGCGGGCGUGGUCGUGAUGGGGCGGACGUUGGCCGCGUCCCCGCUGAUUGCGCACUCGAGCUCCGUCGUCACGACCUUUCUCGCGCACUUGGAGUCGCCCCACCACACUCUGGACGACACGUACCAGUUCUAUGCCCAUUGCAAAGGCCAAGACGACCAGUUUUGCGACAACAUUUACUACAGCGUGGUGUUGGCCGAGGCGUGGAAACCCACGUUUUCACCAGAGUCUCGGCACCAAUGGCACUUUUUACUGACGUGCUUGGCGUGGUGGGCGAACUGUACGACGUCGCGAGGUCGUACAACCAACAUUCUGUGUCCAUGGACGUUUGAUCCAGUACCCGACGCAUUGCUCGAGUACGUGACGCCGACACCGACUCGGCCGUUCUCGUCGCUGAGACUCGAAAUGCUCGUGAGACGGUACCUUGAAGGCAGCGGGCAGCCGAACCUGGCGCACCUCUCGCAAGUGCUGGCCACGACCAUGAUCGAGCACGACACAAUGCGCCAUGACGUGGCAGCCGUGUGGCGACGGUUCUCGAAAUGGAUGGUCGUGAACGCAUGUGUUCCUUCGCUGCAGACGGCGCUGCUUCAAGAGGGGGGGGUCCGCCGCGCCUUCUUUCUGCCGUCCGUGUGCCCGGACCUGAGUCUUUCCACCCUCUUCAACCAUCCGCGCCUCUGCAGUCGCCUGGUGCACUUGGCCGCCACCGAUCCAGCGACUCACGACGACCUCCGAGCGUUCUUGGAUAUUCCCAACAACCUCGUCUUCGCAGGGGUGGUGUCGAUGAUUCUGGACCUCGUCGCAGAUCUUCAGGACCUGGACGCGUGGAAGGACCUGUGGCAUCGACAACGUUCAUGGCAGUUCGACCACGCCCCGAGUUUGCCGUUUGGCCACGUGUCAUGUUUUGGGUUUGUCGUUGGCUCCUGCGAUACUGUGUACACAUUGACGCCUGUGACAGGAGGCGGGUGGACCAGGACGGUGCUACCCACGACAGCCCCACGAUCUGAACCAACUCUGAGGUUUGACUUUGCCAGUUGGUUGCUCGUGAUGGCUCACUUGACCGAAGACUCGACGCACCAACAGAGUGCACUGCACUUGGUCACCAGCGUGUACUUGCCCGUGCAAUUUCGGGGCUGCCGACUCGACUUGCUCCGAGAGUUUGUGUUUGUGGUGGCCACCACUGACGCGCCCCUGCCACCCUGGCUCACGGCCACCCUAUUCAGCAUUCCGUUCCCAUCAUCCUUCUCCACUUGGUUACGGGAAACUCUCCAGCACUUAGUGAAUCGCCUUGAAGCGUCCGCCCAUGACAAAAUAGACGUUCUGUCUGCAGCGCUGGUCAAGGCUUUCGAGAACGCCUCGCUACUGGAGCGAGCGACUGGCGCGAUGAUGCAGCAGGCCUGUGAACCGAUUUGGGGCAGUUUAUGGCACUCCCACGCUGUGUUUCGCUCGUCAGAGGUUGCGCCGUAUGUGAUAGCGCUGAUGGCUGGACAGUAUUGCCUGUCCCCAGACAAGCCCACCAUAUUGCUGCAACUGCAAGCCACUUUGUCGCACACGAAGGACUUUAUGAGCAACAUUGUAGAGAUGUGUCCAAAUGUGAUUGAAAAGGUCGAGCGAAGCUGGAUGUACUUGUACCCCACCGAGUGCCUCGACGUGCGACGCAUGUUGGAACGUCUGCGGAACACCCCGCCCCAGUAGCGAAGUAUAUAUAUGUAACAAGGUUGUUUCAAAUCCACA
Molecule: messenger RNA, 3459 nt
Organism: Aphanomyces astaci
Lineage: Eukaryota; Oomycota; Saprolegniomycetes; Saprolegniales; Verrucalvaceae
Exons: 2
Coding region: 1-3420 (1139 amino acids)
Source: RefSeq, a predicted model, not a curated record